Messenger RNA from Mucor velutinosus, 1005 nucleotides. Its product is annotated as Fatty acyl-CoA elongase/Polyunsaturated fatty acid specific elongation enzyme. The record is from RefSeq and is a predicted model, not a curated record. The transcript has 2 exons. Bases 1 to 1005 code for a protein of 334 amino acids. Lineage: Eukaryota; Fungi; Mucoromycota; Mucoromycetes; Mucorales; Mucoraceae.
AUGCAAAUCUUGAGUACUCGAGGCAUCAAGGUCUCUUUGACAAGCAAGCGCCAAUCCAAGCAAUUUUUGCAGCUGUUGAAAAAAGACAACAGAAACUUCAACUCGACCAUUCACCAGAUUACAGUACGCAGCAAAGUCUACUAUAUGGAUUUCAUCGCCAUCCUUUGUCACUGCUCAAACCUUAAUGCGUUGGAUUUAGGUGGACAGAGCUUAUUUUACAUCAAGUUCUACCAGUUACUUUUACAAGCUGAAAACAUAAGACGAGCCAACGAUUUACCCUACAUUGAAGAGUUCAAGUUUGACGACUCUGAUGAGGUGUAUUCGUUGGAAUCCAUGUCGACCAGCAGUGUGAUCUGUGCCGACAUUGCGGCAUUUCGAAGCUCAAUCAAGCAUUUGCAUGUGGUGUUGGACUUUAUCAAUACUCCUGGAUUUUAUCGCAACAACUCUACGCUCAAAGAUCCCGAUGUCUUCAUCGAGGAUAUACUGAACAGCCAGCAGCAAAAACUCGAGUCCGUUUCAUUGGCGGGCAUUGGUAUAAAUUUAACAAGCAAGCGUGUCUAUCGUAUCAACCCAGUCGAGAGCCUUCAAAAGCUGGAAAUCUACUUGCCCUGUAUGGACGUCCAGGUACUGCGAUUCAUUGAAAAGGCGUCGCCGAACCUUGAAGAUCUCAGCUUAUUGAGCAACAAGAGCAACCACUUUGAAUGGAUGACUAUCAAUGGCGAUAAUUCUAUCCAAACAUACACCAACCUUUGGAAAUUCAGAGAUUACUGUAAUUUGGUGGCAACCGUUCUUGUCAGUCUCUCUGAUGAAUUCUUUACUGUGUUUGCUCAUAUUCAUCAAGAGCUGUUUGAAGAGAUUGAUUACAUUUGGGAUGUGUUUGAUCAAGACGAUGAUGAGGACAGUUUCGACUUUAACGACGAUAGUUCUAGCUACGAUGACGACGGUAAUGAUGAUGAUGAUGAUGAUGAUGAUGAAGAGUAUGGCUUGAUUGACCUUGUUGGCUAG